AUGGUGGACAAAAGAAGCAUCGGAAAAAGAAAAAAACAAUUUAUUGAAUAUAUUCGUCGACCAAUUAAUGAUGAUAAAGAAUUAAUAAAUGGUUUAAAACUUGAUAAACAUGUUGAUAAAUAUAUUUGUUGGUAUUUUACACAAAUUAUUUUACAAUCAGUUUCAAAUGGCACAAUUAUUCAAAUGCAAGAUAAUUUAAAUGUUUCAACAAGAAUGAAUGAACUAGGAAUAGGAUCUGAUCUUGAACAUAAUUGUCCACAAAAUUGGUCAUGGCGUUUCGAAUGGUCUCAAUUAACAUCAGAUAUUCGAAUUCGAUUAAAAAAAUUAAGACAGAUGUAUGGACAUGACUUAAAGUAUGGUAAAUCUAUUCCACCAGAAGAUAUGGUUAUGAAAGAUGAUUCGAAAUAUGCUUUACAAUAA
Molecule: messenger RNA, 420 nt
Organism: Rotaria sordida
Lineage: Eukaryota; Metazoa; Rotifera; Eurotatoria; Philodinida; Philodinidae
Source: the annotation of a GenBank genome assembly